AUGCGCGCCGCACCCGAGAGCAGACCUCCACGCCCGCCCCCCGUCCGCGACGGGCUCCUCCACGCACAAAAUUGCCGCCCAUGCGACCAGUGCCGGCGCCAAAAUACGCCCACUCGCACUCACCAUGCUCGCUACGACCCUGCCAGAUCGCAGGGCUGCAUCCUUGCCCUCAAGAAUAUCGUAACGACCGGCGGCGCCUUGCGGCUGCUGAACGCUGUCUACGACGUAUCCGUGCUUCUCUCGGACGUGGCCAUUUAUAGAUCCUCACCCACCCCGACCCGUUUCUCGCAUCUCCUUGUCCUCUUCUACGACUCCCCGAUGACGUUCCUAACGCACACCGCCGUCCGCGACGACGACGGCGCACCCUUGCUGCUGUAUUAUUAG
Molecule: messenger RNA, 384 nt
Organism: Heterobasidion irregulare TC 32-1
Lineage: Eukaryota; Fungi; Basidiomycota; Agaricomycetes; Russulales; Bondarzewiaceae
Exons: 2
Coding region: 1-384 (127 amino acids)
Source: RefSeq, a predicted model, not a curated record